Messenger RNA from Metarhizium acridum CQMa 102, 2739 nucleotides. NCBI's taxonomy places the organism in Eukaryota, Fungi, Ascomycota, Sordariomycetes, Hypocreales, Clavicipitaceae. The record is from RefSeq and is a predicted model, not a curated record.
AUGUAUCCUCCCCUGGUUUGCUUCUUGUUCGCCAUCUUCUUUGUGUCUGUCAGCACCACCAAGCUUCUGAGCCUCUCUCUCAACGCACAUGUAUUCCCGACCGGCGUCUUCGUCUUUUGCCUGCCGACAUUCAUCGUCCCCGACAUUGUAUUGAUUACUUUGAUUUGGAUCCUGCUGCGUCGAAGAAAUGGGCUGUUUGCCUUGCUUGGUUUUUGCCUGGCCUGCUUGAUCUGCUUUGCGCCUGCUUCCGCGUUGCGGUAUGCUAACGGGUGCCCGCCUUUGCGCAUCGUCUGCAGCCUCGUUACUCUUGGCGCCGCCUCGUCUCAGCUGGGCUUCUUUUACCAAACCGGCGGCGAGAUUGAUUGGGGAGAUGCGACGACGUUUGCCUUUAGCGAGGAAGGCCGAAAGGUCCUGCUGAGCGAGGGCAAGACGCCGCUCGCAUUCACCUGCGUCAUCCUUGUAGUCUCGUGGCUUGUCAAGUUCCGACUGUGCAAAUUCGUGAGCUCAGCCCUGGCUGCAGUCGAGAUUUAUGCACAAUCAGUCAUUCGAUGGACUGCAUCCAAAGUUGGACUCUGCAAGCUCGCAAAGGCAGACAACGAGUCCUCUCUCCUACCCACUCAAGAAUACGAAUUCGACUCGGAUUCUGAAUCCAGCUGCGAUGGCCCGCCCGACACCACACGCCGACGUCUUGGCAAGACGGGUUCCGCGACCACGCGUGCCAUGCACUGCCCAGGCUUCAUUCCCUGGAGCUACGGAAUUAUGGCCUUGUCGGGAUUUCUGGCCAUUUUGAUCCUCUUCGACCCCGAACGACCGUACGGCCGCAUGUUUACCACCCUGCCUCUGCCGCUCCUGGCCGUUUUCGCUCCCAAGUCGAUCGAGUGUACAUCGAGCUCGUGGCCACUGCCCGAUCUUAUUGAUAGCUCAAAUUGGGAGUCUCCUCGAGGCAACUUUAGGGGGUGGGCGCCAGGCGCGGCGAAUGAAAUCAUACAACAGUACCGAGAUAGAAAACCCGACUGGCUGCCGUCCGAGCUACCCCAGGGUUUCGGUCGCUGGAGCGUCGAGGCCAGAACCGGCGACGUCAAUGAGCUUCUCAAGAAUGCGACGGGCCACCGCGACAGCAAGUGUCCCGAUCCGCUCGUAUUGGACCCGUAUUACAAUCCCGCCAACGAUCCCAUGAAGAUUAGCAACCUGGAGAACCCCGUUUUGAAGCCGUUGGAGGGCAUGCUGCAGGGCGGUUCAGUCAAGAUUAAGCACAUUGCCGUUAUUUUGAUGGAGAGCAUGCGGGAGGAACUGUUUCCCCUGCAGCAGGGCUCCGGCUUCCACGACCUCAUCAUGAAGUCGCACGACGAGCUCGAUCACGACGACAUCAACGAGCUGCUGUCACACAUCUCCCCCAAUACUGAACGCAUCACUGGCAGGUCCGGCAACUGGAGGAGCAAAAACGGCACUGCGUUUGGUCGCAAAUAUUCGGAGUGGAACGACAAGACAGAGGACGGCUUUGGCGGCCUUCACGUCGUUGGCGGCCUCACCACCAGCAGUGUGUCGACCAAGAGUUUGGCCGCCGUCCACUGCGGAGCUUGGCCCAUACCCGUCGACAUGUUUGAGGAGGCAGAGACGGAAUGCUACCAGCCGUGCCUCCCCGAAAUACUCGAGCUCUUCAACCGGCUCAAGAAAAACACGACUACUUCGGACAACUACCAUGAGCAGCAGUGGUACCCGGCCUUCUUCCAGGCCGUCACCGACGGUUACGAUCGGCAGGACAAGUUCGACUCCAAGAUUGGCUUCAAGCACAUUGUCAACAAGAACCGCAUCAAGCAGGACAGCGAGAGCAACCCCGAGCUGGAAGAGAUCAAUUAUUUCGGAUUCCCGGAAACGGCGCUCAAAACGUACGUGACCGACUACAUCACCAAUGCGACCGCAAAUAACCAGCGCAUGUUCUUGUCGCACUUUACCAGCACCACGCACCAUCCCUGGGCGGUGCCCAAGUGGUUCAACUCGAGCGAGUACAUGGGUUCCGCGCACGGUCUGAUGCAGACGCACAAAGACCUCAACAGCUACCUAAACACGAUCCGUUUCAACGACGCGUGGAUUGGCCAGCUCAUGCAGAUCUUUGACGAUCAGGGCAUCUCUGACGAGACCCUUGUUAUUUUCGUGGGAGAUCACGGCCAGGCUUUCAAGGAGGACUUUGGCAAGACGGGCACGUACGAGAACAGCCACAUUAGCAAUUUCCGCGUACCAAUCACCUUUAGACACCCCAAACUACCCCGAGUCGAGCACCGAGUCAACGCCACGUCCCUCAGCAUCUUGCCCACCAUCCUCGACCUCCUUGUCAACACUGGCUCUCUGAACAAAAGGGACGCAGCCGCCGCCGCAGACUUGGUGCAAGAUUACGAAGGCCAAUCCUUGAUCCGCCCCUUUGAGACGACGCGCAAGGGGCGGCGGGCCUGGAAUUACGGUCUCGUCAACCCCGGCGGUAGAAUGCUCACAAUCACGUCUUCAGACACACCUUGGAGGCUGGUCCUUCCCUUGGAUAAGAAGACAGAAUAUGUGUUCUCGGACCUCGGCCGGGACCCGAUGGAGCGGAAUCGUGUUUUGGAGUGGUCCAUCAACAGCCUAGCAUCAACGGUCAGAGGGAAAUAUGGUGAUGGCGCUGCUGAUUGGCUGAUUGAAGCAGACAAAGUUGGUCUGUGGUGGGCUGCGGAGCGAAAACGACUUUGGAAUUACAACCCUUCAUCAUAG